This is a messenger RNA of Prinia subflava (tawny-flanked prinia), 1642 nucleotides long. RefSeq names its product serine/threonine-protein kinase pim-1-like. Gene Ontology annotation, cellular component: cytoplasm. Gene Ontology annotation, molecular function: protein serine/threonine kinase activity; ATP binding. Bases 581 to 1642 code for a protein of 353 amino acids. NCBI's taxonomy places the organism in Eukaryota, Metazoa, Chordata, Aves, Passeriformes, Cisticolidae. Gene Ontology annotation, biological process: protein autophosphorylation. The record is from RefSeq and is a predicted model, not a curated record. The transcript has 3 exons.
ACUACUUUUCCAUGCCAUUAAUUCCAAAGGGAUCUCACCUCGAAGAUCGGUGACUUAGUGGGUUUUAGACACUCUAAAAUACCAUGGGCUGUACACACAGUUUGCCUUCCUCUGUUUUUGUUGUCAAGCAGUGCUGGAGACAUAAGUGUAGUGCUUGGGUCGGGCACGAAUCCUGCAGGCAGGGAAUGUGCCCCGGCAGUGUGUGAGCCUGAGCAGGGACAAUGCAGAGCAGCAAGCGAGGGGAUUCCUCUGGCACCGCGCAGGAGUCCGGACUCUGGGUCUGGGCUGCACAGGGCCAAGUUCCCGUGUUUGGACAGGCUCAGGGGCUGCCCCCGGGGCGCGCGGGGCUCGGCCGUGGAACGGACACGCGGACAAACGGCCCCGGGGCUUCGGCGGCAGCAGCAGCAGCGGCGGCAGCGACUUUUCGGAAUCUCCGAACUCUGCGACCCUCCUCAUAUCUCGUUCCUCCUCUCCCUCUUCCACAUUCCUGCACUCUCUCCUGGUGUCCCUUUCCCGGUCUCCCCAGCCCCUCUCGGUGUCCCCGUCUCGGCCUUUCCCUCUCCCCCUGCCAGGCCGGGCCAUGCCCCCGGCCCGCCCCCGGCCCCGGGCGGGGCUGCCCCGUUCCCGUCCCCGGGCGUCCCCCCGCGGUCUCGCCUGGGCCCGGCUCUGGCCGUGCUGGCGGUGGCGCUGUUGGGCCGGGAUCAGUGCCUGGGGCUGGGGCGGCAUCGCCACCCUUUGGCUGCGCCUGGGCCGGGCACGGCCUCGGCCCCGGUGCCGACCCCGAGCCCGGCGCCGCCUCCUCCCGGGCCCCGCGGAGGACACACGCGGCGCGGCCGCUCCCGCCGCCUCCGCUGCGGCUUCCCCGGCCCGAGCUCCGCCGCUCGGCAGCGCAGCCGCCGGCCCCGAACCGCCGGGGCCCGGCGCGGGUGGGGAUGCCCGGCCCGGGCCGCUCGGGGGGCGCUCGGGGGCCGUGUCUGGCCCCGGGCCGAGCGCUGACGGCCGCGUGUCGCCCGCAGGGAAGGCGCAGGAGGCCCUGCAGGACCGGUACCGGCUGGGUUCGCUGCUGGGGCGCGGAGGAUUCGGCAGCGUCUACUCGGGGACACGAGUGUCGGACGGCGCCCCGGUGGCCAUCAAAUGCGUGCCGCGGGAUCGCAUCCGGCUCUGGGGCGAGCUGCCCAACGGCGCCCGUGCGCCCCUGGAGAUCGUGCUGCUGGACAAGGUGUCCGCUGGCUGUGCUGGUGUCAUUCAGCUCCUGGAGUGGCUUGAGCUCCCCGACAGCUUCUUGUUGGUGCUGGAGCGUCCGGAGCGGUGCCAGGACCUGUCGGCUUUCCUGGCGGAGCGGAGAUUCCUGCCGGAGGAGGAGGCGCGGGCGCUGUUCCGCCAGGUGCUGGAGGCCGUGCGGCACUGCACCAGCUGCGGGGUCCUGCACAGGGACAUCAAGUCUGAGAACAUCCUGCUCGACCUGGCCACCAGAGAGCUCAAAUUGAUCGACUUUGGCUGUGGUGCCUUCCUCCAAGACACAGCCUACACCCAGUUUGCAGGUGAGCCCCCUCAGGGGAUGUUCCUGGGCAUCUCCUGGCCCAGCCUGGCUGUAGCACCGGGCCUUCCCCCUCUUGCUGCUGGGAGCAGCAUGAUGUCUUGA